Molecule: messenger RNA, 315 nt
Organism: Trichoderma harzianum CBS 226.95
Lineage: Eukaryota; Fungi; Ascomycota; Sordariomycetes; Hypocreales; Hypocreaceae
Exons: 1
Coding region: 74-271 (65 amino acids)
Source: RefSeq, a predicted model, not a curated record
CUUGCUUGUGUCUGCAGCGCGUCGGCGUGGCAUGACCAGUCACCUUUUUGAGCCCGUUGAAUGAUAUCGCUUCAUGGCGCGUAUAAUCCUGGAUUUAGGUUUCCCGGCAUUGAAACCUAUCGAGACCCAACCAGUUUCGCGCUUGGCCUCCCCCCUCCAACCCUCGUCGCGAUGCGGGAGGGCGAGAAAAGCUUCAUGCAGAUCGUGCGGCCCCGUUCGGAGCGCAUCCUCCGAGUUGCCUAGAGAAAAACUCAAAUGGCGCGCGUCUUGACAGGUCAGGUUUUGGAAGCUCUCUCUUCACAUGCUUAAGCGCCC